AUGGACAUGUUCAUCGACCGACACGCUCACACCACAUACCAAUGGAUGAAGCUGGCUGUGUACAAAAACUUCACACUAGCGGAUGUGGACGACCCAACGAUUCGGGACGCUGUCCGAUUUGACAGUAUCGGCUCAAAGACUCUCAAAGCCCGAAUGAUUGCCGCUGUCAAGUUGGCAGAACUUGAUAUGUGCGCCGAGCUCAAGGGUGAAAAGUACGUGUUGGUGUUCGACGGUGUUACGGACGCGUGCGAGCAUUCUCUGGCCGUUUUCGCCGUAACUAAGAAGGGGGCGCGUUUUCUGGCCUUGUCGACCUUCAUGAAUGAGCAGAGUAUGACGGUUGACGAACACAUUCGCUUUCUCGAUAUGAUAUUGACCCAGUACGGGCUUUUGGACACCGAUCUUGUGGCGAUCGUGUGCGAUAACAUGGAGACCAACAAGGCCAUCUCUCGAAGGAUCAUAGCACCGAUGAUCGGGUGUGCAGCCCACCGUUUUAAUCUGGCUGUCCGAGAAUACGUUGCUAAGCAUUCUGAUGUCAUCGACAAGGUGGCAACACUGAUGCGAAAAUUGAAGACUGUUAAGAGGAUUGCACUUCUAAAAGCUAACAAGUGCAAGUACAAACCCGUACCCAUGCAUGAGCUUCGUUGGAGCGGUCUUCACCGGAUGCUCAAGCGCUAUAAGCAACUUCACCCGUUCUUGUAUCUCUUUGAAAGAGGCCGUGACGUGGAUCGCGAGUUGCCGGCCGACGUACCUCCUAACGACGCUCGACGGUUCCCGAUCGUGAACUAUCUGCCGAAUGCGUCGGAACACUGUUGCAUCAUGGAUCUGCUCGAAGACAUGGAGCUCUUAGAGCUUGCUACAAAGCGACUGCAGAGCGAAGAUUUAACUGUGAUCUCCGCGCGCGAUAUUUUCGACGAGGUGCUCGUUGAUUUCCCACAAUUGAAGAAUCGGCUGAAGGGUGACGCAAAAAUUGUCGAAUCUGCCAAUUUUGAAAGCGCUAUCGUGAAGAUUAUGAGUGGGGAAGAACGAACGUUGACCAGUGAGGAGCGCGUAGUUGCUACUCGAUUGAGGCGCAAUCCAGUACCCCAGCGACAGAGUUCAAAGAAGGCCCAGCGGACGGGAAAAGCCUCGCAACCAAAGACCAAGCCCAAUGUGGGAAGGCAAAAGCGCACUCGCACAAACUCUCAGUCAGAAUCAGAAGACAACUUAUCCGAGCCACCUGCAAAACGGAAGCGAACACCCUCUGAGGUAAAAGCUGCUAUCAUCAAGCGAGCCAAAACCCGUGAAGAACACAAGUCGGCCUUCGUGGAUCUUGCCUGGAUACCAGCCACAUCAGUUCAAGUUGAGAGACUCUUUUCACUCGUGAAGUGCACUCUUGGGUACCUACGCAAGCGAAUGAGCGCGGAAACGCUGGAGUCAAUUCUGUACCUGCGCAUGAAUUGGGAUCUUGUCACGAACGAGAUAGUUUCUAAGUCUAUCAAGACUGCACGAGAGGAAGAUCUAGAAGAUGAAGAGGAGUGUGACAGCAACUUGUAG
Messenger RNA from Phytophthora nicotianae INRA-310, 1533 nucleotides. RefSeq lists its product as hypothetical. Bases 1 to 1533 code for a protein of 510 amino acids. The record is from RefSeq and is a predicted model, not a curated record. The transcript has a single exon. NCBI's taxonomy places the organism in Eukaryota, Oomycota, Peronosporomycetes, Peronosporales, Peronosporaceae.